AGGUUAAUCCAGCCCUGCCUGGAGUGGGAACACCUACAGCCCCGGAGACUGGGAAGAGCAAACGUUCCCCUGUCACGUGUUACUGGCUCUUUAAGACGGGGCAUUUCAACCAUUGCCUUCAGCGCUGGCUCAACAGAUUCGACAGGCCUGGACCGGGAGUGGGGUGUGUGGCGAAUCUUAGGCUGGGUGACAGAGCGCGAAGGUGUCGGCGGGAAGAGCGCGCGGGCCGGAGGGUUCCAGAAGUGACUUUACCGAUGGAUCCCGAGCCCUUUGAAGUUGGACAUGCGGUACGAGAAGCUAUCAACAUCCUUUCCUCUUCCAGGAAUGGAGUCCAGAUCUCAGAGGCGCUUGGCACAAUUAAGUGCUACCUAGGUGGAACUGAAAACCAAGCCCCCCUGAAGGAGAGGGAAGAAUUUACCCGUGUGCAUUUUUCUGCCUUUCUGCGAGGUCUUGUCAGUAACCUGAGUCCAGAUUGGAUAGAACUUCUUACCUCUGAUCAGCAGAAGGAAUUAUGGGAUAGCUUUUUCUUGGAAGGGCCAGCUGACCAAGCCUUUCUGGUUCUGCUGGACUCCAUUAUUUCUAUGGGUCCCAGCUUUCGCCUGAUGAAGGUCAUUAGCAUCCUGGAACAGUUUCUGCAGACAGGACGCAUGUCGGCUCUGAUGUGGGAGGUCUGUCAUCAGCAGGCACAGGCUGGUUUACCCACAUUUCAAGAGACCCUCCUCAACAAGGUUGUGUGUCUGCCUGACCACUUGUGCAACAAGCUCCAGGGGAAUAACCUACCUAUAUUCUUCCCACAAAACUAUUUCCCUCUGCUGGCUACUGAAAUCAUCCAGGUGUUGCAGAGGAUCUCUGACUCAUUAAGAGGUGGCUUGGACUGUUCCAUCUCCUUCAUGUCUCAAGUGCUGGGGAAGGUAUGCGUGCAUGGGAGACAAGAAGAGAUUCUGAAUGUGUUGGUGCCACGCCUAAUGGAUCUCACCAAGGUGGACUGCAUCUGGCAGAGGAUGUGCUGGCGACUGGUCGAGUGUGUGCCAGAUCGUUGGAUGGAAGCAGUGGUUUGCGGCUUUGUUCAGAAAGCACCAGGGGCGGAUGUCUUGUCUCGAUUACUGGGGAAUCUGGUUGUGAAAAACAAGAAAGCUCAGUUUGUGGUGACCCAGAAACUACUACUCCUGCAAUACAGCUAUGUGACUGCAGUGCUGCAGAACCUCCUUGGAUAUCUGGCCCUAGACAGCCUUCGACGUUCCUUAUUGAUCAAAGUGCUGAAAGAACUCCUGGAGACCUGGGGCAGCAGCAGUGCUGUGAAACACUGUCCAGUUGAGCAACAACUGUAUGUUAGCAAGGCCAUCCUGAUUUGCCUCUCCCACCUGAAGGAGCCUGAAAUAGAGAGCAACAGACAAGAACUUCUCACCAGCAUGAUGGGAGGGAUGAAAUGCCGCCUGGACAGCAACUUGCCACGGGUUCGGCGUCUGGGAAUGAUAGUGGCAGAAAGCAUCAGUUCCAGAAUAACUACAGAUGGGCCCAGCCUGAAAUUCCAGUAUGAAGAUGAUGAUGAGACCAGAGAGCUAAAGUCUCUCCAGCAAACAGCACCACUACAGCUCCAUGUCACUGACCUGCCAAAUGCUGGCAGGAAUAACAGUCCAUCUGCUACACCAAAAGCUGUGUCAAAACCAAGUGGGAACCCACACCCAGCAACCCCUGCAGUGCCAGAGGAGGGAUCUGACUUGGAGCUUGACAGCGAUGAUGAUCUCGUCCCUUACGACAUGUCAGAGGAUAAAGAGCUGAAGAAGAUGAAAGCUCCUGUCUAUAUCCGAGACUGUAUUGAAGUCCUAACUGGAUCUGAAGACAUGGACAAGUGGGAAGCUACAAUGAAGGUUUUGGAGAGUCUGAUUCGAAGGAAUUCAGCUACUACAAGAGAGGUGAGCAUGGAGCUGGCUAAAGUACUGCUGCACCUGGAGGAAAAGACCUACAUAGAAGGCUUUGUGGAGCUCCGUAAGAGAGCCCUAGUGGCUGUCACCAUCAUAGAUCCAGUACCAGUGGUGCAGUAUCUGACCUCCCAGUUCUAUUCCCUGAACUACAGUCUCUAUCAGCGCAUGGACAUUCUGGAUGUCCUAGCUUUGGCUGCUCAGGAACUCUCUCAGCCCCAGGCCUCUGGGAAAAAUAAGCCCUGCAGCACCCAGAGUCCCUGCAUCCAGACCGUCUCUGGCAGUGACAGCUCCCAGAACUGGAGAAGGAUUGUGGAUGAGAGGAUCAAAAGCAAGACACACCGUUUGGCGAAGGGUCAGUCUCUAGUGGAACCGGCUUGUGGCCCAAACAAAUUCAGUUCUUUAGCUGGACAUUUCUUCUUCCCCCUGAUUCAGAACUUUGACAGGCCUCUGGUGACCUUUGACCUUUUGGGAGACGAUCACCUUGUGCUGGGAAGGCUGGCGCACACUCUGGCAAUCUUGAUGUACUUUGCCAUCCACACUGUGGCAGCUGCUACCAUGGGAAAGUCACUGCUGGAGUUCGUCUGGACCCUGCGCUUCCACACAGACUCGUAUGUGCGUCAGGGCCUCCUGUCUGCAGUCUCCUCCGUCCUCCUCAGUAUCCCCAGUGAGCGGCUGUUGGAGGACAUGACAGAUGAGUUCUUGGAGACCCAGUCCUGGCUGGAAGUGCUUUUCAUCAACUGCAGGAACAGUGCUGGCCGAGUGCCAAUACGCCAAGGAAAAAUAAAGGCCAAGGUGCUGCUGAGAUAAGACCAAGGUGUGGCGAUCACUGAGAUAAAAAUGGGUGCAGAAAAAUCAAAAAUCUUAUUGGGGCCAAAGAGCCAACAUGCACAUCGAAGCCCCCACUAUACCUAGCACAGCUUGUACCAGGAAUGAUUGGGAGGCUGGGUAAGAGAUGGUAAAGGAUAUUCAAUACAGAUCUUGUCUCCUCACCUCAUACACAAGUCUUCAUAUUGCCUGCUCAUCUCCACUGCAAUUUCACUCUCUAACCCACAGUUGGAAGGUUGCUCCUUUAACUGUACUAACCCAUCUAUCUGCAACUUUCUCCCCUCCUUCUUUCCCAUUAAUUGAAUCACAUCUUCUGCUCACAUCGCCUCACACACAAAACCCUUCUUUACUCCUGAGCUAGAGCAUGUUGUGACCUUACACAAUAAGGGAACCAUGCAUAAAAUAAAAUUUAAACCAGUAUGAUGCAUUCUAAAAACAACUUCCCCACCAACUUUCCCAGGAUCUCAGCAGCCACUGAAAAGAAUUCUGGGUGCCACAUAAGCAUCAGGUUCAUAACACAUGAGCCACAAUGAAUCCCUGGGGUGCCAGGUGGAUCAAUAACUCUCCAACACAAGGGCUUAUGCAUACAACAAGGCGCAAAAGGGAAGGUUGGUCUAGUGGUUAAAAGCAUAGGCUUUGGAGACAGGAAAAGACGGUUACUCACCAUUGUAACUGUUGUUCU
This is a messenger RNA of Chrysemys picta bellii (western painted turtle), 3429 nucleotides long. RefSeq names its product telomere maintenance 2 (gene TELO2). Gene Ontology annotation, cellular component: cytosol. Gene Ontology annotation, biological process: telomere maintenance via telomerase; protein stabilization. NCBI's taxonomy places the organism in Eukaryota, Metazoa, Chordata, Testudines, Emydidae. Gene Ontology annotation, molecular function: telomeric repeat DNA binding; Hsp90 protein binding. The record is from RefSeq and is a predicted model, not a curated record.